AUGCGCUUCCAUUCCUUUAAUCGGCACCUCCACCAGUGUUUGGCAUUGAAGUUGUAUCAGUUGAUAUGUAUAUAUAUAAUCCGAAUUGGUGUUUCACAUUUAUUUGCCCAUCUUUCACUCUGUAUAAUUGUGUGUUGUAAAAUAUGCUUAACUAUUGCUAUUUUUCCUGCCGUAAUAGAGUUACCUGGAGUUCUUUGGGUGCUGCCGGAUUCAUAUCUUGAUGUUCCCAACAAGGACUAUGGGGGUGACUUAUUUGUUGAUGAGAAAGUGAUUCCAAGGCCGCAGUAUAGAUAUUCUGAGAGGCAACCAACUAGGAGCAGACCUCGGCCACGGCAUGACAGGCGUCGUGAAACAAUGCAGGUUGAAAGGAGAGACCCUAUUCAAAGACAGGACUGGAACCAAAGUCAGGGAGGACCUAUGCAGCAAUCGACUCCAAUGAACAGUCAAAACUCUCCUUCUGGUGGACCAAAAUGUUAAACAUGAUCUCUGCUUGACAAAUUUCUCCCAUAUAACAAAGAGAACUUAGUAGUUGUAGUGGAGAAUUCUGAUUUAAGUUCUGAAUCUGAAGGCAUUGUAUGUCCCAUGGUUUUUUAUUUGGAAAUGAC
Arachis duranensis is the source of this 605-nucleotide messenger RNA. RefSeq names its product multiple organellar RNA editing factor 8, chloroplastic/mitochondrial. Bases 1 to 477 code for a protein of 158 amino acids. Lineage: Eukaryota; Viridiplantae; Streptophyta; Magnoliopsida; Fabales; Fabaceae. The record is from RefSeq and is a predicted model, not a curated record. Gene Ontology annotation, biological process: mitochondrial mRNA modification; cytidine to uridine editing. Gene Ontology annotation, cellular component: mitochondrion. The transcript has 4 exons.